Messenger RNA from Naegleria fowleri, 2925 nucleotides. RefSeq lists its product as uncharacterized. The transcript is spliced from 2 exons. Lineage: Eukaryota; Heterolobosea; Eutetramitea; Acrasida; Naegleriidae. The coding region runs from base 1 to 2925 and encodes 974 amino acids. The record is from RefSeq and is a predicted model, not a curated record.
AUGAUCAGAGGUCAACUGAAACAUCUCGUCGCCCUCUCUCAUCAUCAACAACAAUCAUCAUCCGAUGAUGACCAUAGUGGUGGAGAUAGUGGCACUAGUUCUAAAACUACACUUUCCUCUGAUUCAACAUCUUCUUCGUUGUACAUUUCAACCUUCAAACCAACAACAAUAUCAUCAUCGGGAGAGAAUUCACCACUUUUUAAAUUUUCUCAACCAUCACCGACUUCCUCUCCAACUUCAGGAAAAUCCUCUUUCUCUUCCAAUCUCCUCUUUGGUAAAUCCAACACAUCAUCUUCAUUGAUGAAUCACAUGCAUCAAAAAUUAGGCUCUUCCUACCUUGGCAACAAGAACACAACCACUGGUCACACUGGUCAGCAAGUAUCUUCUUCAUCGUUUUUUGGUGCUUCUUCUUCGUCUCCUCACCAGAAUCAUACCAUUAAUAGAAAAAACAAUUCAUCGUCCUCCUCAUCCUCGUCACUUCAAUUACCAAUUAAUUUUUCAAUUCCUCCCAUUCGAGGAGCAAAUGUUUUUAGAAGAAAUUGGAGAAGUUCGAGUGGUGGAUUUCUUUGUAAUUUAUCCUACAUUGUGUUGGGGAUUGUAUUUGUUCUUUCUUUGUUGACAUUUUUUGUUUUCAUUUAUUAUACCAUGACUAGAAACCCAAAUAGAUCCAUCAGUACUGAAAUGACCAAUGCAGGAGUCACGGGUGACAUUCAAGGAAAAUUAUAUCAACUUGAAAAACACUCGGUAUUGCGAGGAGUGGACGAAUUCUUCAAAUUACUUCAUAAAAAGAAUUCACACCAUUUAGGAUCGGUGCCAUUAGAGGAAGGUUAUAACAAAUUAUUUGAGCAUGAACAAGCGGAUAAGGAGACGUCGAAAGUAGAUAAACUUAGUAUUGCCAUGCAAAAAGAAAUGGAAAAAAUUAGAAUGUUCUAUGCUGAAAAUCCAAUUCAAAAAGUAUUUUUGGGAAUUGUGAAUGACCACAAUCAACUGUUGAGUGCAUUGCUACUCACAAAGCAAGAAAAAUUAAUUCCACAAGAUAUGGCUCUUCCAAUUCUACAUUUGGAUUCUCAUUCUGGUCACAAAAUUUUACAAAAUUCUAAACUUUUAAAACUGACCUUACAGUCGAAAAAGAAAACAAUUUCCAAGAUUGAAAAGUCAAUUGGCGCAGAUAAUUUUAUCUCGACAUGUCAGUAUUACAACCUCAUUGGAAGUCAUGUCAUUUGGGUUCACAACGAUUGGGAAGGUUCUCAUUUUGCUCUUCCACGAGGGAGACAUAUUGCAGUCAUGGGAGCCAGAGGAAAUCCAAAAAGAGGAAAAUCCAAGAUUUGCUAUAAGAAAAUGAAAGGAAUCUUUUGGGAUGGAAGUUUAAGCGAUUUCACCUUUGAAACAACCAUGAAUUCAGAAGGAAAGAUUUAUGUGAAUGAAAAGACCACUUGCACGAGAACUGAAUAUCUUGUAAAACCCAAACAUGUUCGGUGGGAUGUAUACUCUAUUGAUCAAAUUGCAAGAUUGAAUGCUCGAAUUUUCAACAACACUCCAUAUAUUCUUCAUGUGAGUGAGGAUUUUUUCACAGCACAAGAUCCACUCAUUAAUAAUCUUUUACCACAUGCAGAAUAUGGACAUUUAUUUGACAUGCUUUCUAAAUUGGUGUCACCAAAGAAAAUAUGUUAUCAAAAACCUAUACCUAUUCCAUCAAAAGAAGAUGAAAACACUCAACUCACGAAUGAGGAGCAAAACAGAGAUUGGAUUUCAAAAAUUUUAGAUGAAAUGUUUUUCAGAGGUCUCGUAUUUGAAUCGGACGGAAUUAGAGCUCCACAAAAUUCACUCUACAGCCCAAAUUUGUUGGACAUGUGGUGUGAAGGUCCACAUGCUGCUCUCGAGGAGUUACGAAAAAUCAACAAACUCGUUCUCAUCAUGCUUGACAAUAUUCCAUAUUAUGUGUUGUCACUAUUGAGAUAUGAAUAUGAAUUUCCGUCCGUUCGAAAAUAUUGUUAUGUGAAUAAUUUAUUUGGAAUUUGUCCUUCUGCAAGUACUCCCUCUCAUCCAUCUACCGACGUGGAAAUUAGACGAUCCUCUAACUAUUUGAAAGACAUCGUUGUUAGAGAAGGUCGACCAGCCAUUAUCAUCAUUUCCAGAUCAAACAGAGACAAGCUUGUAGAUGUUGACAAGUUUUAUGACACUGAGCAUAUGAUUUUGAAUGCCAUUGAGCGAGCAUUAAGUCCAACACCUCCACUUAUUCACUAUUUGGGCGGUGCUAUUCCAGCUCAAGAACCAGAAAAGAAGAACGAUAAUACUGGACUUUAUCAACAAGAAAUGGCCAUUCUGGAGAAUAUUAUUGAAAAUGAAAUGAAUGAUUUUACACCAUAUUACAAUUUAAUAAUUGACAGAAUACAGAAAUUUAGUAAGCUAAAGAAAUUUAUCAAAGAUAAAGACCUCACAGUGAAUGAGCUUUUCACAGAGGGCCAAGAGUUAUUGCACGAGUUUAUCCAACAAACCAAAGACAAGAUCGGUUUUGAAAAUCCCAUAAUGAAAACUCCAUACCAGCCAAAAAAGGCUCGAUUGAAAAUAUGCAUCAACUUAAUUGGAGUCAAGAAAUUACUGCCCAACCUACUGAAAUGUUUAUUACCUAGAUUGAGACAAGAAAAAAGGGUAGUGUUCUUGAUUUCAGAACAUUUAGUAGAAACUCCCGAAGAAUUUAGACAAGUUAUCUCUACCGAUACACAAAUUUCAAAAGUCAGCGAUCAAGUGAAACAAAAUUGGUUGUUAUUGAUGGAUUUGGCCUGUGACAAUUUAAAUAAGGUUUUGAUUCAGUCUGAGAAGGGCCUUUCCAAGUAUUUCAGUAACAUGCAACAGACUGUCGAUGGCAAAAUUGUUAAUGACGUUUCACAAGGUCAUUUAACCAGUUGUUCUUCUCAAUCCAAAUAA